Oreochromis niloticus (Nile tilapia) is the source of this 2608-nucleotide messenger RNA. RefSeq names its product NXPE family member 3. The transcript has 6 exons. Lineage: Eukaryota; Metazoa; Chordata; Actinopteri; Cichliformes; Cichlidae. The coding region runs from base 39 to 1835 and encodes 598 amino acids. The record is from RefSeq and is a predicted model, not a curated record.
GUAUUCACUUUUACCUACUGAAACACUGUCAAACCUAGAUGAGGAUGUGGGCCCAGCUAGUGAAGUGCUGUCUAAAGUCCUGUGGUACAAUUAGAGAUAAGGGCUGUUUGCUUAUCAUGGGGGUUCAAAACUUUUUUGUCCCAAUCCGGCUAAAAACGUGUGGCUGCAUCUUACUUGUGCUGGCUGUGUUUGUCCUAAUCUUAAUGGUAUAUGUCACGGACAUUCUGGAGACUCCUACAAGUUUCAAGUUUCACAAUAAAGUGAACAACACCAAAAUCAUCCAUCCACCCACCAUUUCCAAUGUUACUCCACCUGCUGGCGUGUGGUACAACUUCUGCAAGCUAAAACCACUCUCCCCUAAGGAAGCCUUUGAAGAAGACCUCUUGCUACAGUCCAUCGCUUGGCCUGACACUCCACCUUUACAAUCUCUUUCCCUGAGAAAGUCCAGUGACCCAGCCCACAGCACCUUCACCAUUCUCGGAAGGAUGGGAGGAGGACAGUGGCAAAUAGGGGAUAAGAUGGAGGUUAUUAUUAAAAUGUAUGAUUUCCAGGGCCGUCCAAAGAACUGUGGGGGAGACGUCAUAGUCGCUCGCCUACACAACCCAGCUCUUGGUGCAGGUGUAGCAGGGAAAGUAGUGGAUCAUCUCAAUGGCUCCUACUCUGCCGUAUUCUCUUUACUCUGGGAAGGAAGUGCACAAGUUGAGGUAAUACUGGUUCACCCCAGUGAGGCAGUCACAGUGCUGGGCAGACUCACCAGAGAACAGCCAGAUAGAGUUUUUUUCGAAAGCCAGUUCCGCUCAGGAAGGGUCAGUGAAACUACCACCUGUAAUGUAUGUUUGCGUCCAUCCCGGCAGCCUGUGUGCAACUACACUGAGCUGCAUACAGGUCAGCAGUGGUUCUGCUACAAGCCAAAGAAGCUCAGUUGUGAUGCCAGGAUCAGUCACUCCAUUGGGGGAUUUACACAAAACAUCACCGCCAUGGAGAACAAGCUGUUUCAAAGUGGUGUCAACUUAAAAGUCUCCAUCCAAGCUUCAGGACUUGCCAACAUCACUGUAUUGCAGCAAAAGAAAGGUCAGAUCUCAAGGCAGCCAGAGGUGAGUCUGGAGUCUGGUCCCUCUGGCUAUUACUACCAGGGUGUGUGGCGAGCUUUAGGUGGCACCACAGUUUGGCAGUUUAACACUUCCUCAGCCAUUACUCAGUGUCUGAGAGGAAAGGUGAUUAAAAUGUACGGAGACUCCACCAUCAGGCAGUUGUUUGAAUACUUUAAUGGAACGCUAUCAGGUCUCAAGGAGUUUAACCUACAUAGCCCUAAGCAAAGUGGACCUUUUAUUGCCCUGGACUACCCAAAUAACAUCUUCCUGACGUACCGUUGCCAUGGUCCUCCUAUCCGGUUUAUGAAUGUCCCUAUCAGCGAGGUGCAUUAUAUUGCCAAUGAGCUAGACAAUGUGAUUGGAGGCAGCAACACAGUUGUAGUUCUUGGCAUUUGGUCACACUUCAGCACUUUCCCCAUUGAAGUCUACAUCCGACGGCUGCAGAGCAUCCGCAGUGCAGUGGUGCGCCUGUUGUCCAGGGCUCCAGAAACACUGGUUGUCAUUAGGACUGCAAAUCCCAAAGCUUUGAACCUCUAUGAGACACUUACUAAUAGUGACUGGUACUCACUGCAGAGGGACAAGGUGCUCAGGGCCAUGUUCAAAGGAUUGAAUGUCCAUCUGGUGGAUGCCUGGGAGAUGGUUGUGGCCUACAACCUGCCACACAGCCUCCACCCACAACCUCCCAUUAUCAAGAACAUGAUUAAUGUUCUCUUGUCCUAUAUAUGCCCUCAAAAGGGUGGCUAGAUUUAUUUUUUAACAGACCAGCCACGUAUGAGAUGGACUGCAUUUUAAAAAUCUUUUUAACAGGAAUUUGAGGUGGGAAAAAGAACCAAAGCAUGAUGGGAUACAACUAUCGAGAGUGGGGUUGGUACAUAAAAUUCACCAAGCAAAUUCCAUAAUGAAGUCAUCUACAAAAUACUGAUUGGUACACAAUAUGGUAUUUAAUGUCACGUGUCCAGCUGCUUAUUUCUGAGAAAUAAAGUGCUCACUGCUGCUUUGGCUCCAAAAAAGGUUUUUCAGUACAUCUUUGUAUUGCAGCUGUUGUUACAGUUUAGUUUGGGAGAAGAAUAAUGAUCAAGAUUGAGAAAUAUAUUCAUAAUCUACAGGCUUUUUUCUCUUUUUUGAACUGUUUUGUGCAACUAAGUCACACUACAUCUACAGGAACCUGCAAAGCCAUGGAGGUUCACCUCUGGUUCACUGGAGAGGUGACAGUGAUCUGUUGGAGAGCUAAUACUCAAUCUGCUUUCCAAUUCUGCCAAACCAAUACGCAAAAUGGAGGACAGGUGCAAGGAGGAGCGUUGAAGCCCAUGUUCCACCCAUGGUCAGAUGCCACUGUCCGCCACCAGAGUUUUGAAGAAAUAAAAACACAGAAGAGAACAGAAAACACUGUGGGAAGAAGACACAGCUGAAAUUACACAUGUCCAAUUAACAAAUACAUUGAAACAGGCAGAUGCAGCAACAAGAACUUUACAGAAUGCAUGGAUACAUUUACAUGUAUAACAAUCAAGAAAUAGAAA